GAUUGGCAAUGUGUGGAGGGAGGGGCUCUCUCUCCUCGUCUUCGUCUUCCUGGCUAGGAGAAGAAUAGGGCUUCGAUGAAAGGCGUCCGAGGCAAGGGCAUCUCCUCAUUCUUCCGUGUCUCUUCCUCCCCGCUCUGCCACACUCCCACUCUCGCCCCCCAUCUCUGGAGGCAUUGCGUGCCAUUCGGCGCCAGAUUUCCAGCGCUAUCCCUGCCAUCGGUGCCGCGGCGUGAGCUAUGGCAAGUGAUUGCGAGUGACGAGAGGAAGAUGCCUUCACAGCGCGGGCGAAAAGCCAAGACCGCCGCCAGCGACGGUGCUACUGUCUGGGUGCCAAAGGCAACAAUCUCCACAUCUGCGCAGCAACAGCGUCCCUCCUCGCAGGCCGCCGUGGCCGAGCCCAUGACCGAGACGGCCUAUCCCGCCAAAAAGGGCCAGACCAAAGUCAAGUCGGAAGUUCGGGCCACCUUCUAUCCCAAGUUUGAGAAUGAAAAGUCCGAUCAAGAGAUCCGAAGUCGGAUGAUCGAGGUGGUGGCUUCCGGCAGAGGUGUUGUGGAGGUCACCUUGAAACAUUCUGGAUCCCUGUUUAUGUACGCUGGUGAUGGACAGGCUUUCGCGAAAAACAGCUAUGGAAAUCUAUAUACGGCUGUUGGUGUGUAUGUUCUGGGAAAAACCCUCGAACAAGCAUGGGGCGAUCAAGCCAAAGCCAAGCAGAGAGAAUUCAAUGCGUACCUUAAGGAACACCGUAUUUCAAUCUCCAUGGAACUUGUGACGGCUGUGCUUGGUGAUCACGGUCAAAGGCCUCUCAAAGAUUACGUGGUGGUGACAGCAGUUACAGAGCUUACAGGCCGUCCCAGAUUUUUUUCUACCCCCGAUCUUGUGGAAUUCUGCAGGAAGUGGCGUCUUCCAACGAAUGAGGUGUGGUUAUUCUCCACAAGGAAGUCCGCCUCAACAUGUUUCGCGGCUUACGACGUCUUAUGUGAGCAGAGCAUUUAUACGCUUGUUCGCGACAACUUCAACAAAAUUGCAGAUGCGACUGUCCCAGGCACCGAAAGUCAUGCCGUAGUGCAAGGGGAAAUACUGGAGGGACUGGUUGCUCGUAUCGUUUCUUUUGAAAGUGGCAAGAAGCUAAAGCUUGUCGCUGAGAAAUAUCCUGUUCCAGAUCAUGCACCUGGUGCUUACACUGCGCCUGGUCUCCGUGAAAUAUGCAUGGCAAACAGGCAGUCUGAGAAAGAGCAAAGCAAGGCUCUUUUGAAGGCUGUUGGCACCGACUUUUGCUCGGACUGGAAUGCAUGGUUUGACAAGGAAAAUGAUGCUACUCAGACAGCGUGGCUAAACAAAUUUCUACAAACACCUCCUGCGGAUGAUCCCACAGCUAAACUUCAGGAAAUGGUGAACUUGCUACGCCAAAAAAAUAUGCGCGUGAGGUUUAAAUGUCAGUCUCGCCAAGGCUCGGAGAACGAGUUCACAAUGACUAUUCAUGUACUACAAGACUCUGUAUUUAGAAGAUAUCAGAAGGAGAUGCAGUACAAUCCAAGCCUAUGGCCUUUAUACAGAGGUUUCUUUGUGGAUGUUAUGUUAACCAAAGACUCGCAAAACAAUUCUUCUUCUUCUAAUGAGACGGAAGAAGUGACUUUGGGACACCUAGACCAAGAUGCAAUGGCGGAUGAUGCUGAGCACUUGAUGGUGAAAUUGAAGUUCUUGACAUACAAGAUUCGUACGUUCCUUAUUCGUAAUGGUAUUGAUAUUCUGUUUAAUAAGGGGAAGCAGGGUUAUAAAGACUAUUAUUUCAGGCAAAUGCAAAUCUGGGGCACUUCUGCGGAAAAGCAGCGAGAACUUUCCAGGAUGUUGGAUGAAUGGGCUUCACACAUCACACAAAAGAUUAAGAUUGGCAAGCUCAAAGAAGGGUCCUAUCUUUCAGAAGCCGAACCGUUUCUGAAAGCUUUUGCUAGUCGCAGUACAAAGAACCAGCUACUGGUUGGUCAAGCUGGUACUGAUAUUGACACCGCGGCGUACCUAGCUGCAUCUCGUGAAGGUGAUGACGAGGAAGGUGAUCUUAAACAAGACGUUGGAGCUUCGCCGGAUGUGCCGAUUUCCCGUGAAGGCAUCAAGGCUAAGGGUCUGCUCGUGUUUUUUCCUGGAAUACCUGGGUGCGCAAAAUCUGCUCUUUGCAAGGAGAUUAUCAGCACUCCAGGUGGCAUCGGUGAUAAAAGACCGAUGAAAAGCUUAAUGGGAGACAUGAUAAAGGGACGUUACUGGCCGAAGCUUGAAGAGGAAAGAAAGAAAAAUCCAAACGUAAUUACUCUGGCUGAUAAGAAUGCUCCGACUGCGGAUGUGUGGAAGCUGGUGACCGAUAUUUGCAAGUCAACUGAUGCCAUUGCGGUUCCCAUAGUUCCUGACUCUGAAGGCACGGAUUCAAAUCCAUUUUCUUUGGAUGCCCUUGCCGUUUUUAUUUUCCGAGUACUUCACCGAGAGCAGCAUCCGGGCAACCUUGACAAAAACUCCCCAUAUCCUGGAUAUGUGCUUAUGAUGUUCUACAACCUGUACGAUGGGAUGGAUCGAAGUGAAUUUGACGCGGAGCUACACAAGCGGUUUGGCUAUCUGAUCAAAUUUCCCUUGUUGAAGCCGAAUCGACCUCCUUUGCCGGGACCUCUGAAAGCUGUGCUCGACGAAGGACUUGAGCUGUUCAGGAAACACGCCGCAAAGCAUGGGAAGGCGGAUCCAUCGAAGGGAAGCUUCAAGGGAGAGUGGGACGCAUGGGAGAAAAAACUGAAGGACACCAUGCUUGCACAUUCGGCACACAUAAAUGGCAUUCAGGUUCCCUUCGAAGAUGUUGUCAAAUCUGUUCGAGAGAAGCUUCGUGAUGUGGUUACUGGCAACGUUCAAGUUCACAUGCCAGAUACCCAGGAGCGUAAGUUUCGUGCAUUCAAUUACGCUGCGGUCUCCUUACCUGUGGAUGGCAUUUUGAGCGCUCUGGCCAAGGUAUCGAGCGCAGACGCCGGAGCAAAGGCGUUUCUGGCUCCAAAGAAUCUUAGCAACACCCUUCGUGCCGGGCAUGUGACACUUGCGCACGUUCGCUCUCACGGUGCGGCAGCGGUGGCGGAGUAUGGCGCAUACGUUGGGACGGAAGUGCCGGUUAAGUUCACAGCAUUCUUGUACUGCCCAAGGAUGUGUGCUUUCGAGGCUCAUCUAGACAGCAAAAGCGUGGCUUCCAAAAACCCAAUGCCGCACGUCACGUUAUGGACCGCUCCUGGCACGCCACCCAAGGAGGCAGGAUCGCUGGGCAAGCUAGCUGCGGAGGGCCAAGCUACUCGAGUGGUGCUUCGGCAGCCAAUCGUGGUGACGGGCAAGGUGGAGUUCAAGAUGUGAGAGAGUAGAGACUCUCAGAGAGAGAGAGAGAGAGAGACAUAGGUGGUUUUUGUGAAUACCCCUCACCCCCUGUGUAGAGUUGAGUGAGCGACUGUGGAUCGCGCGAGAUGAGAAUUGGAGAGAGGUAGAGAGGUAGCUAGUAAGGCCUCUGGCCAAUGUAGUUCCCUGGGGGAUCGUAGUUGCAGAUCAUGAACACGUCCCCGUCGGCA
This is a messenger RNA of Selaginella moellendorffii, 3575 nucleotides long. Its product is annotated as tRNA ligase 1. Lineage: Eukaryota; Viridiplantae; Streptophyta; Lycopodiopsida; Selaginellales; Selaginellaceae. The record is from RefSeq and is a predicted model, not a curated record. The transcript has 28 exons. Gene Ontology annotation, biological process: tRNA splicing, via endonucleolytic cleavage and ligation. Gene Ontology annotation, molecular function: RNA ligase (ATP) activity. The coding region runs from base 76 to 3366 and encodes 1096 amino acids.